Molecule: messenger RNA, 2138 nt
Organism: Trifolium pratense (red clover)
Lineage: Eukaryota; Viridiplantae; Streptophyta; Magnoliopsida; Fabales; Fabaceae
Exons: 2
Coding region: 184-2061 (625 amino acids)
Molecular function (GO): protein binding
Source: RefSeq, a predicted model, not a curated record
AAAAAAAGGUGAAACAACUUUAUAUUAUUAGAAAAUACACAGCAAAAUCACAGACAAGAAAAUAGAAAGAGAAAAUAACAGAAGAAGCAGAACAAUAAGGAGAAACAAGUUCACACAUAAUCGCGAUUCAUCAUCUUCACGGUCUCUGUUCUUAUUCUUAGGAUAAAUAUCGCAACAAAUAGAAUGUCUCCAUCAAUGAAAUCAAAAUCCAAGUCCAAGGAUAAGGCUUCUGCAAAGGUUGUUAAGGAACAACACAAGACUUCUCCAAAGAAUUCUGGAUCUACUAAUGAUGAGAGUGGCAUUCCUGCUAGUGUGUGUGAUCCUAUCACGGAAACAGUUCAAACUCUAGAAACGUCGUUGGCUGAUUCUUUCGCAAAAAUAAACGAUACAGAUGAUCAUUCUAGUAGUCCUCAGGGAACAGUGUCUGAGUACGAUUCAGUUUCUAAUAACGGAAGCUGUUCUGGUGAAUCAGAAGACACUAAAGAGAAAGCUGCAAGCUCCUCUACGCGGUUGGAUAUUAUACCUGGUUGUGAUAAUGACAGAAGGGAUAAGAUCCGACUGAAAAAUGAGAGGAAGCAUCAAAGGCAGAGGGAAAGGAGAGCUCAUGAAUUGCACGAGCGAUGUGGUAUGUAUCUUAUGUCGAGGAAGCUAGAAAAACUUUCAGAGAAGUUAGUGGCGAUGGGAUUCUCUUCUGAGCGAGCAACACUAGCUUUGAAGUUAAAUGAAGGCAAAUUAGAAGAAUCAAUAUCUUGGUUGUUUGAAGGAAGCGAAGCGAAAGAUAAUACCAAGCUUGCAAGUGAAAGUAAUUUGAAAAUUGACAUAAGUGAAGAGCUUCAACAGAUUUACGCCAUGGAAGUGAAGUACAAUUGUUCAAAGCAAGAAGUUGAAAGAGUGGUUGUUGCCUGUGAAGGUGAUCUUCAAAAGGCAGAUGACACAUUAAAAUCUCAGAAGCAAGAAUCUCCUGUGAAUCAGUCAGAAGAUUCUGCUCAAAAUAAUAGUUUGACGAGAUCUCAUGGAUUACAACCAGCUUCAGUUUCAAUACAGCAGAGAGGGAAUGAAAGUGAUUUCAACUAUUACAAUGUAUGUGGUGCUGAUUCCAUGUUUCAAGAUACUGAAAAUAGGAAUCCACAAUCUUUACACAUGAAUCAUCAAAAUGAACCGACACAGAAAAGAUGGGGUGUUAGUGUUACAGCAUCAAAUCCUUCUAAUAUGUUACAAUCCAUGCAAGCAAUGUCACCAUUUGUUAACAUGGAGGCGCAGCCGAGUGCUGCCUUUAGGAACGAAGGAAGAAUGAUUCAUCAAGGAGUAGGAAGGGAACCGGUAGUCAUGAUGCAGCAUCCUCAAUUUGCCGAUGCCAAACAAAAUUAUCUGAAUUCUAUGAAUGCCGCCAUACCUUCAGCAACAUCUGGUUGGUAUGUAAACAAUGUUCCGGCGUAUGAAAAUACAAGGUUGAAUGGGAAUUUACUACUACAAAAUCACGGUAUGGGGGGAACUGCCGGCACAGAUCGCUUGCAGCAACUUUGUCAAGCUCCCUAUAAAGAAUAUUCCCAUGGAUUUGGGCCGGUAGACUCAUCAAUCUCAUCAGGUGGAAUGGGAGGUUUCUAUAAACCGAUGGCAUCGUCGCCUUCACCUGCAAUGCCUUCUCACUCUCAACAUCAUGGUUCAUGGAACACCGCCGCAUCUUCACCUGCACUUACAGUUCCACCUUCACUUGGAUUAUUUUGUGGUCAUCAGAAUCCAUCGGCCAGAUCAUUCAGCUCACAUUCGCAUGUGGAUUGGAAUACCGGGGGCAUGGUGCAAGAAUUCGACUACAACAAUAUAGAUUGGAGUUUAGAUUGCCCGUCGUCAACCAAAUCAGGUGAUGUUUGGCUAGGGUUCUCAUCGUCAUUGAGAAACAGUGCCGGGAAUAGGAUGGCUAGUUCUUACAUGACAGGAUCGCGAAAUGUCGGCACGGCGAGGGAAACUUCGUCGUCUGCUGGCUUGCGAGAUUGGACCUCGCCUUUUGCUGGGAAGGACAUAUUCAGUGUUCCCAGGAAGAUUGUUACCUUUCCUCCUAUGUAGUUAUGGAAACAUAAAGUGAUGUCUUGAUAUGGUUGUUUCUGGUUUUCAGUGAAAUUCAUCUUUUGAUUUGUGGUUUA